Amblyraja radiata (thorny skate) is the source of this 4870-nucleotide messenger RNA. RefSeq names its product retinoic acid induced 2 (gene rai2). Gene Ontology annotation, biological process: animal organ development. Gene Ontology annotation, cellular component: nucleus. NCBI's taxonomy places the organism in Eukaryota, Metazoa, Chordata, Chondrichthyes, Rajiformes, Rajidae. The transcript has 2 exons. The coding region runs from base 1074 to 2753 and encodes 559 amino acids. The record is from RefSeq and is a predicted model, not a curated record.
CAUUAAAAAAAUGAGUCAGUGUCAUCAAAUAUUCAGCUGCAGUUUGACACUGAUACAUUGUCACCACUUUCAAAGGCCAGGCUGCGGCCGUGGAAUGGAAGCCCGGGGCUGCCUUGAUCCUUCUGUUAGUGAGGGAAUAUAUUUAUUUUCUCAUUUUUUGUCAUAUCUUGCAUCUUGAGCACUAGCGGUCGAAAUUCUCCCGCUCCCUGAGGGCUCUCUUCUUAUUCCGAUUCAGUUGUUCCUGAGGGGUGAAAAAUGCUGUUUUUUCUUUUGUUGAACAAACACUGCGUUGGGUAAAUAGGCUCGCAAUCCUGUGGAAAUCGAGGUUCCCCCCUCUUCGCUAUUUGCGUAAACCUACGCAUUCAUUUAACGAAACUCGUAAUGCGGUGGCAUUAAUUAUACCCUGUCCAUUUUUGUUUAAACGUACAUUUAUAAAGGCAAUGAAUAAUCAGAUUCAUGCCGUCGUCCCCGUCAAAAUAUUGACAAAUGCAGAAAGUGCGUCUUUUUUUUUCGGAACACGUUUUAUAUUUUUUUAAAGGGAAAUAACUGAAAUGCUAAAGGUGAUUUAUUGAAAGCUGUCAACGACUGCUUUCCCACUAUCACACCUUUAUGCAAAUCCGGAGGAUUACUCAUCAAAACCCUGCCCACUCUCUCUCUCUCUCGUUCACACGCGAGGAUGUGCGGUGCGGUUUCGUGCGGCAGAAGGCAUCGGGAACCGCGCUGUGUUUAGAGGCGGGUGGAAGCCCCGCUGCCGACGCUCUCUCUAGCUGACAACCUUAUUGACGGGCGCCGCUGGCCACCCCGCCACCCCUCGGACCCGGCCAGUUGGAGAGGUGUAUCUGUCAGAGUCUCCACAAGAAGGUUUACAAUCUACCCUUGGUUGUCGGCGUCCCUGUGAUGGACUCCGGCUCCAAACGUCACCGCCAACAUGCUGUCUAGAAGAUAAAUCGACCGUCGAUGCUUGGAUUGGCUGGCCUGCAUAGUUUCAGGCCUGCGAUUGGUGUAAGCACAUUCACCACACUAAAGACAAUGUGGACACCGGUGACAGUGAGAGCAAGAUUCAGUUCUGUAGCAUGAAAUGCUUAAACCAGUACAAGAUGGAUCGAUUUUACAAAGAGGCUCAGUCUAACCUGACGAUGGAUGUUACAGACUCUUCAUCUCAUACAAUACCGAACAAUAAACUGGAGAAUGGAGUGACUCAGCUCAUCACAGCAGAAGCUUGGAAUAUCAAUCCUACAGGUAUCAUGAAGAAGGCUCUUUCCCCUUUAGUUGCAGUACCAGCUUCUUCUCUUAUGACACCGCAAACAGACCCACCAAGUGGGAUGUCACUUAAACUGGCUGCCACUUUACUGCAACCAAUUUGUUUAGGAGAUAAUCCUAUGGUCCUACCAAUCCAUCUGCAGGUAGCUGGUAGUUCAACACCACAGAUACCACCUAGUAGCAACGCACCUUGGGUGAUGACUAAUCAAGGUGCAGUACCACUAUCUAUGUUACUGGAGCAGCAUUUGAUUCAGCAUUUAAAUUCUCCACUCCUGCUGGCAUCACCUGCCCCAAGUCCUGUGAACUCUGUCCAAAACCACAUUCUGCAAGGCACUGCUGGUUCUUGCAUUCAGUCUCAACCACUGGGCCAGAAAUCCUCAAAUCAAACGCAGGAGUAUGACCUACCACCGCCCCUUCCAAUCCCUGGAUUUCCUGCUGUUCUGCAUGACUUUUUCCCUCCACACAGUAUGCCAUCAUUGCCAAAUGUCCAAUUGGGCCCUGAGACCAUGUCAAAUGGUUUUUCCUCGCUUUCACACCAGAACCUCGGUCUGCUUGCUCCAUUAGUUCCUCCGGCUACCCUUCUUGUUCCAUAUCCAGUGAUAGUUCCUCUUCCAGUCCCAAUACCUAUCCCCAUCCCCAUUCCUAUUCCCAUGGCCAAGGAUUCAGAUCCCAAUAAAUUGACAGACACACAGAGAAAAGCUACCUUCAGUAGCAGCACUACAAACAGAGGAACUCAGACGACAGCUGAAAAAGAUGCAAAAGUCCUCGAGUGCAUCCAGCACCGGGGAGUCCAAGAUUAUCAACACACCAGCUGUAAGCUCAAUACUGAAGCAGAGGCUCUUGAUCUUUCAAUAAAAAGAACAUCUGUAGUAAAGAAAAAUGAGUUUUUUUAUCAACAGAUUGAACAGGAUGGUGUGCUGGAUUUAUCAGUUGCAACACCCAAGAAAUUCAAAGAAAGUCAGAACCUACCAGGUAAUACAUCAUCUAAUCUGCCAGCUAAUUUGUUCAGUGAGGCUCUGUCUCACUCUAGUGAAUCGUGGUCUAACACAAUGCCACUGAUAGGUACACAGAAAGUGGAAGGAGUGUUACAUACCACGUCUAAUAGUUGUGAGUUUUCAAGCCAGCAUAAGUGGGUAGUGGAUCAAAACUACAAUAGAAUUAGUGAUGACUUGCGAGCUGGCAAUAAUACCGACACCUUGAGCAGCACGGACACUACGAAAGUUAUCGUGUCUGUAAAGGAUGCUGGUCCAGCUAUACUGUGUGGUAAAAUAAAAACUGUUGUCGGAGUAUCUACAAAAAACUUUUCUUACAAGACAGAUUUAUCGCAAGAAUCUGUUUUACAAUGUUACGAUGUCAAAUCUCAACUUGAGCUCAGAGACAGCAAAAAAAACAGCAAAAAUAGAGGCAUAAAAUUAAAGAAAAUGAGCUCACAAGAUUUCCAUGUCCUCCCAAUAAAAAAACAGCGACUAGCUGCCUUUUUUGCAAGGAAGUAAUGUUUGAUAUUUUAGUACUUAAGGAAGUAAACUGAGUAGAAGGAAACCCAUAGAACAAACUGGAAUACGGAUUAGGCCGGAGCAUCUGUUUUGAAAUUAAUUCUUGUGGUAAUGAAGUUUUAUAGAGUACUUAUAUUAAAUAAGUUUUUGCUUGAAUGUUGCCAACACCUUGUAUUGGAACAAAGUUGGAAAUAUUUUGGUCCCACUCUUCCUCUCUACAUUUGAAUGAACACUGGAGUUUCAAAUCUAAUUACAAUUACAAGAUGUGUUGUUUCACAUCCUAAAUUAUUCCCUGAUGAACCCGACUCUGCAGGUGUUAUAUCUCUCUCUUGCAUUAGUUUAAGUACUUAUACAAAAGUCAGGUGACUUCAUCAUUAAUCUAAUUUAAUGUGUGAGCCAAUGCCAUGUGAUUCAUAACGACCACCAAUUGGCCCACAUAAAAAUUAAUGAACAGUUGUUUCCUUUUCUUCCCCAUGGUUACUUUUGUUUGACUGGUAUUUCUAGAACUUAAAACAAUAUUCAUGAGGCAACUACCUUGUCUGAACCCAUUCAGUGUAAUGCAAAUGUUGUACUUAAUUUUAUUAAAUUAUGUUAUAAGCAUCUAAUUUAAUAUAGUAUAAUUUACAGUAAUUCUAAAUGCUUUGCUUAUUGCCUGGUCAUUGACUAUUGGUAUAUUGAUAUAAACAGUUAAAAGGAUUUGGUAAGAGUUAUUUGCACAUUGAUUUUUGCUACAGCGUAACCACAGGAGUUUCCCGUUGUGCUUUAACAGCCCAAACACUCAAUAAAUUGGUAUGCUUUAUAUUGUUCUAAAAUUCUGCCUCUGCAGUAAUCCGAAAUAAACCUAGAAGAAAGCAAGUUUAUGACAAAUUUGAAACUGCCACUUAAGUGAAACUAGCCUGAAGGCAACAGAACUCUGCCAGUAUAAACAUGUGUUUGUUUUCAUGACUCUUUGCAUGCCUCACUAAAUGAAAUAAUGUCUGCCCAGUAAUGAAUUUCUUUCUCUGUUGGUUGCUAUUCCAACUUGCAGUGAUUUCCAUCAACUUCCAACAAUGCAUGGGGGAACUUCUAUCUGAUUUUCAGUCAUCAAUCACUGGGUUUAGCUUUCUAUGAAGGACUCUCCAGUCAUCCAAAAGUAUGCUCACAUUCUAUCCAAGCCAAUGAUAUUUUUCAUGUAACACACAUAAGUAAAACUUUCUGCAUCUCUUGUGGAAGUAUAUACUUUGAGUACCAUAUCUAGAUUAACUAAGGUUGGAUGAAAGCCACAUUCGCAUUAACACAAACCUAGCCAUAAGCAGAGUACUCAUGAAGGUACUUAAUUGUUCAAUACUAUUAUUAAAUAAUGAGCAUACUGUACAUAAAUACAAAGUGAUCAUCUGUUGUCAUCAUUGCAAUAUGGGUACACAGGCCAUUAAUCCUCACCAUAGAAACGUGUGUGUGAGCAAGGGAGAGAGAAUGUAUUUAUUUUGUACAAUUAUUUUCAAGACUAUGAUUUGACAGGGCUCAAACCACCUGUCAAAAUUCUAAUUUGGGUUGAUAAUACCAUCAGAACCAGGAGUAAGAUUGAACUUUUGAAAUUUCUGCUAUAUCUUUUGUAUUCUCUAAUCAGCCAUAAUAACACAGCUACGGAAAAAUGCAACUCAUUCUUUCUUGGACCAAGAUGGUUCAGUGUUAAAUUUUUGAAUUUGUUUUGUGUAACUAAUUUAGAAAUAAUAAGGAGUGUAUUGAGUUUGCUGUUCAGAAUAUUUUAAAACCUUAUGACGAUAGUAAUUUGUAAAUUGGCAAAUAAACAAAAUUAAGCGUACUUUUCAAGAACUCUGAACGUGAAUAGUUUGUAAUGCUAAAGAGGUUAUUAAACCAUAUUCAUCGCAAUUUAUCUUUGAAAAUUAUAUGAUCAGCAUAAUAUUGGAAAACUUAAUAAAACAUAAAAUUGAUUAGGUUAUAGGUUAAAACUCAUUGUUUAUAAUGUAGCCAGAAAAAUACCAAAAAAUAAUUUGUUUCAGAAAUUAAGAAUUUAAUGACACCUAGCUUAAUUUUGUACAGUUUGAGAUGGUGAUCAUUGAAUUUAUUAUUUUUAUUUCAAAUUGUGUUGUGGGUUUUGAAAUGUAUGUAGUUUUGGA